GUCUUACAGAGUUUAGUUUAAAAGACGCGACCGAUCUGUGAACCUGUGUCUAAUUUCACGUUGAGAGCUGAAUAACAAUGGCCUAUACUUGGGAUAACAGAGUUGCAUUCGUCGUAAGAUACCUUUACGAUAUCGAUAACAACGGUUAUCUUGACUCACACGACUUCCAAUGUCUCGCUUUGCGGACGUGUGUCCUCGAAGGCAAAGGGGACUGCAGUGCGGCCCGGCUUCAAAAAUACCAGAACAUCAUGAUCAACCUCUGGGAGGAGAUCUCUAGGCUCGCUGACUUCGAUAAGGUGCCAGACUAUGACGGCACAGUUUCGGUAGAAGAAUUUAAGCAAGCAGUGAAAAACACCUGCGUAGGAAAGAAAUACGAAGAUUUUCCCCAAGCGAUGAAGGCGUUUAUCGAAACUAACUUUAGGAUGAUAGACAUCAAUGCUGAUGGUCUGAUGGGAGUUGAAGAGUUCCGUUAUGACUGCAUUCAACGUAUGAUUGUGGAAGACAUUAAAGUCAUUGAUGACGCCUACAACUCAUUGUUAAACGAUGACGAUAGAAGAAAAGGUGGCAUUUCCUUAUCGAGAUAUCAAGAACUCUUCGCUCAAUUCUUGGCUGACCAAAACGAGAACUGCUCAGCCAACCUACUCUUCGGUCCAUUAGAACUUUAAUAAUCAUUAAGAUUUAUGUUAAGAUCUAUUUGAGUGACUGAUUUCUUUUUAAAUAUUUUCGUUGGAUACUUAAUGAUUAUUUUAUAUACUUUAAAAGCUAUGAAAUAAUCAUCGAGAUAAAUAAAGGAUCGCAUUAUACACAUACAUAUACGCGUACAUCCUUUCUAAAAUGUGGUUUAAUACACAAGUUUAAUCUGCGGAGUUGUAAUGUCUCUGUGUGCGCAUGAACUUCUUUCAUCAAUAAAAAACAGUUUUCACAAGGCCUCCGUAUGGAAUGCUUUUUCACUAUCUUAAGCGAGGCGGAGCUUGAAAAAACAGACUUUAAGAUACGUCAAAAGCGUGGAAAGAUUUGGACAUAGGUAUGUUGUUCAUAAAAAAAAUACGUUUAUUUUGGAACAUAAGAUCAUCAAGCUAUCGCUUAUUCCAAGUCAUUAAAUUCGAACCUGUUGGCAUCCCUACUCAUCGGCAAAGAAGACAGGGGGUGUUGGCCAAGAAAAAAAACCGUAAAAAACUCUCGGUACUCUUUUAAAAAAGCAAAUCAAACAAUACUAAUCGCUGUCAGUCCUUUGUGCGUUUUAAGUCUCAUCGCACAAUGCACAUAUGAAAUAUUAGAUCCAACGAAAAUAAACGAAACCAUAAAUACAUUUACAUUAAUACUUAAAAAUAUCACAGAGCGGGGCUUAAAAUAGAUGUGUUCCGAAUUUCUGAUCUAUUGCAAAUUCUGUUAUUGCAUUGUUCAUGUUAAAUUUAAAGUGUGAAAUAUGUUUUAAGAAUUUAAUAAGGUAUAUUACGCUAGUUUUAGUUUUGUUUGUUUUCUUGAAUUUUCCGUCCUUAGUGUUUUUGGAAUGUUUACUGAUUGAAUGAAUACUUCUAAGCAUUCAAAUACAGCAAUAAUAUUUUAAAUCAUGAUAAUGUAAGAGUGCCGUUUGACAAACAUGAGGAUUAUUUUGUAACUAAGUUCCUAGUCCAUACUUCAAGUAAACUUAAGCAUUCUAGCAAUCUAUAUUUGAGUUUUUUGUCGCUGGUCUACGAUAUCAGAACAGGUUAUAGGUUGGUGAACUCAGUUCCACUUAGCUCGUACUAGGUCCGUUGUGGAUAAAGUCCUGGCUAAGCUUCCCAGAAGAACAGAAGUCGCGCUUGGUAGUAACCUCCGAGGAUUUCUGUACGUUGGUUUGCCACAGACGGUGCCGGAUAAACCACGUAGCAAGAGUAGCAAAUGCUACGGGCCCCACAAAUUUACCCGUAACCCUAAUAAAAAAUAUUAAUUUACAUAACGUAAUAUCUUGCAUCCACAUUAAAAAACUAAAAUUCUAAGUCUAUCCUUAAAUUUGUCGAAAUUAGAUUUAAAAAAAAACAUGUGUACCGGAGAAGGGCCCUUUGACAAAAUUUGCUACAGGCCCCGCGCUGGCUAAAUUCGGUACAGGCCACAGCUACGCAUUCCAGGACUACGUGGUGGACUGAUUCCUCUGUGCUGAAACAGCCGAACUAUCCGGACAUAAUUGAACAUCUAUAUUUAAUUCAGAGUGUGCCAUUAUUGUCUAUGUUAAAAUAAUCGGAUACUCUAACGACAAUUUUGUGCUAAAGGCUGCUAUUCUAGUCAUGGAUGUUAAUGUAAAUAUUUAUUUUGAAAUAAAUUUUUAAGUUUU
Molecule: messenger RNA, 2311 nt
Organism: Pieris rapae (cabbage white)
Lineage: Eukaryota; Metazoa; Arthropoda; Insecta; Lepidoptera; Pieridae
Gene: Scp1
Product: sarcoplasmic calcium-binding protein 1
Exons: 4
Coding region: 78-665 (195 amino acids)
Molecular function (GO): calcium ion binding
Source: RefSeq, a predicted model, not a curated record